GGGGGCCCCGCCCUGGCCCCCACCCCUGAGGCGGGCUCCCCCGGGGCUGGCUUGGGGCAGAGCGGGCGGAGCGGGGGAAGCCCCCGGGCUGGCGCACGCCUGUCAUCCGAGGGCCCAGCAAGGCGCCAGGAGCCAUGGAGUUGCGGCCGGGGGGCUGCACGGCAGCGGUGGCUGCGGUCCUGCUCCUUGCGCUGCUGGGCGCCCAGGGCCAGGGCGGCACACCCAGUCCAAAGUGUGACUGUGCCUCCAACUUCCAGAAGAGGAGCGGUCUGUUCUGUUGCAAGGGCUGUCCAGCCGGGCACUACCUGAAGGCCCCCUGCCCAAAGCCUUGUGGUGCCUCUACCUGCCUCCCGUGCCCCCGCGGCACCUUCCUGGCCCGGGAGAACCACCAUGAGACCCGCUGUACCCGCUGCCAGGCCUGUGAUGAAGAGGUUUCCCAGGUGGCCCUGACGAACUGCUCAGCAGUGGCAGAUGCCCACUGUGGCUGUGACCCGGGCUGGUUCCCCGAGUGCUUGGUCAAGUCCUGCAGGGACGGCUCCCCCUUCCGCUGCCACCCGUGCUCAGACUGCAGGGCCCUGCACCGCCACACACGGGUGCCCUGUUCCGUCAGAGACACCGACUGUGGGACCUGCCUGCCUGGCUUCUAUGAAUAUGGCAACAGCUGUGUGUCCUGCCCCACGAGCACCCUCGGGAGCUGUCCUGAGCCCUGUGUGACUGUUUGUGGCUGGAGGCAGAUGUUCUGGGUGCAGGUGCUCCUGGCUGGCCUGGUGGUCCCACUCCUGCUCGGUGCCACCCUGACCUACACGUACCACCGCUGCCAGCCGUGCAAGCCCACGGUUCCUACAGAUGAAGCUGGGUUGGAGGCCCUGACUCCCCUGCAGGCCACCCACCACUCGCCCAGGGACAGCACCCUUCUAGCUCCAGCCAGCAGUAUCGAGAAGGUCCGUGCUACCCAUUUGGUAGGCAAUGGCCGGGCCCUUGGCUCCCCUCAGAUCCAGGAGGCGCCCUGCGCGGAGGUGACGUGGUCCUGGGACCAGCUGCGCAGCAGAGCCCUCGACCCGCCGCCGCCCACGCCCACGCCUUCGCCAGCGCCCCCUGCGGGCUCCGCGGCAGCCACGCUCCAGCCCGGCCCGCAGCUCUACGACGUGAUGGACGCGGUGCCCGCGCGGCGCUGGAAGGAGUUCGUGCGCACACUGGGGCUGCGCGAAGCGGAGAUCGAGGCCGUGGAGGUGGAGGUCGGCCGCUUCCGCGACCAGCAGUACGAGAUGCUCAAGCGCUGGCGUCAGCAACAGCCCGCCGGCUUGGGCGCCGUCUACGCGGCGCUGGAGCGCAUGGGGCUGGACGGCUGCGCCGAGGACCUGCGCAGCCGCCUGCAGCGCGGCCCGUGACGCGGGGGCGGGGGCCCACACCGGGCGCCUCUGGGCUCCGGCGGCCCUUGCAGAAGCCCUAAGUACGGUUACUUAUGCGUGUAGACAUCUUAUGUCACUUAAUAAGCUCCUGGCACGGCCCUGCGUAGCAGCGCCUGCCGCGCGCCCCCUGGGGUUGUGGUUGAGGCCAAGUGGCAUCGACAGAUAUCGGGAGGGGGCAGGAGAUGGCUCAGCAGUGUCUCGGCCCGACUUUGGCCGAGGCCUGGGUAUUAAAUCUGUGAAGAAAAGCUACUGCUUGGUGCUUCCGAGGGGCUGUGGUGUUAAGUGGCCCCGGCUUCGUUUCCUGGGGGGCGUCGUCGAAAGGCCCGGAAGUCUUAGCGCCCCUGGGUCGGGGACCCACGGUGGAACCCAGUGUGGCCCCUGGCGCCCGGGCCGCCCCCGCGC
This is a messenger RNA of Panthera uncia (snow leopard), 1811 nucleotides long. It is a transcript of the gene TNFRSF25, whose product is annotated as TNF receptor superfamily member 25. The transcript has 10 exons. Gene Ontology annotation, biological process: signal transduction. Gene Ontology annotation, molecular function: protein binding. Gene Ontology annotation, cellular component: plasma membrane. The record is from RefSeq and is a predicted model, not a curated record. Lineage: Eukaryota; Metazoa; Chordata; Mammalia; Carnivora; Felidae. Bases 135 to 1388 code for a protein of 417 amino acids.